This is a messenger RNA of Athalia rosae (coleseed sawfly), 1747 nucleotides long. RefSeq names its product protein yellow-like (gene Y-f). The record is from RefSeq and is a predicted model, not a curated record. Gene Ontology annotation, cellular component: extracellular region. Bases 146 to 1369 code for a protein of 407 amino acids. Lineage: Eukaryota; Metazoa; Arthropoda; Insecta; Hymenoptera; Athaliidae. The transcript has 6 exons.
GCUGGAUGUAGAACUUUUACGGCGGUUACGGUGGUGUGUAGGAAGAUCCGGCACGCCGAAACCGAUAUAAGAAAGGCUUACCGGGGCGUAUAGAGUCACUUCACAACGUGCCGUUCACCGGAGAGCUCAUUUCGCCGGUUCGAUCAUGCAAACGUCCGUGAAUUUACUGUUACUACUGCUGGGGGUGGCGGCCGCGUCGCUCGGUCCAUUCAGCGAACUUUACGCCUGGAAACAACUCGAUUUCGAAUUUCCAAAUUCGAACGCUCGCGAGAAAGCCAUCGCAUCUGGUGAUUUCAUACAGAUCAACAAUCUCCCGGUGGGUAUCGGAGUUUGGAAGGACAAAUUGUUCGUCACCGUGCCGAGAUGGAAGAAGGGUGUCCCUUCGAAUUUGAACUACAUUUCACUGUCAAAAACGAUGGACAACAAGUCGCCAGCUCUGAUUCCAUAUCCUGACUGGGAGACCAACGACAUCAAUAAAACCGACGGUGAACCGAUCGUGAAUAUUUUCCGCAUAGCUAUCGACGCCUGCGAUCGUUUGUGGGCGAUCGAUGCGGGCUCCAACGAUAUCAUGGGUGACAAUACCCUGGUUACGCCCGUCCAGAUAAUCGUCAUAGAUCUGAAUACCGACAAAAUCGUUCGACGUUACGCGCUCACCGAUGCCGAUCAAAAGUUCGAGUCAUUCUUCGCAAAUCUGGUGGUGGACGCCGAAGCUGGAUCUUGCGACAAGGCUUACGCUUACGUUUCGGACCUCGGCGCCAACGGACUCGUCGUUUACAGUUGGGAACAGGAUAAAUCUUGGAGAGUGACCCAUAACUUUUUCGCUUUCGAUCCGCUUCACGGUGAUUUCAACGUCAGCGGUAUCAACUUCCAGUGGACCGACGGUAUCUUUGGAAUGGCUCUAAGCCCCCUGCAAAACGACGGGUACAAAAACCUUUACUUUCACGCUCUCGCUUCCACCACCGAGUUCGUCGUCUCGACGAGUGUACUUCAAAACGAACCACUGGCCACAUCGAGCAAAAACUAUUAUCACUUCAAGAGACUCGGUUACAAGGGUGAUUUCGGUCAGUGUACCACGUCGGUCAUGGAUUGGAAGACCGGCGUCGCCUUCUUCGGUGCGGUGAAUAAAAAUGGGAUCGCCUGUUGGAACACCAAGGAACCCCUGGACCAGUCGAACUUCCGUAUGGUCGCGGAGGAUCGCGAGGCGUUGGUAUUUCCCAAUGACGCAAAAAUUGCCAGAGACGAACGACUGCUCUACGUCAUAACCGACAAGAUGCCGAUUUUCCAAUACGCCGAAAUAAACCCCGAUCAAAUCAAUUAUCGUAUCCUACGAGCCCCGGUGGACGAGGCGGCGAAAAUUUGCAUGCAGUGAAACGUGGAAAUCGAUCGUUCUGCAAGCGAAGCGCGAAAUCCAGUGCAGGGGUGAAAUAAUUAUGUGAAUUGAACGACCGCCAUCGCCAAAUUACCGUACGGCGGUAUCAGCGGUCAACUGAUUUUGUAAAAUUAUAUUCGCACUUACUGUCUCGUAGAAUUUAUUCUGACUUGGAUCGGAUCGUUCGACGAUUUGUUACGAGACUCCCGCUAACCCGGAAAUAUUGGGAAUCUUGAGGGGAUAUUGAACUCACGAUAUGGUGCUAACGUUCUCACUAUUAGAUUAGAAAGAGUCGUGUUUGCCGACGAUGAUGUGUACAUGCAAACAAACAAAAUGCCAAUACUGGCUUGAAAAAAUACGAAUCCGUCGAAACAUUGA